Rana temporaria (common frog) is the source of this 989-nucleotide messenger RNA. RefSeq names its product growth arrest and DNA damage inducible alpha (gene GADD45A). The coding region runs from base 80 to 550 and encodes 156 amino acids. Lineage: Eukaryota; Metazoa; Chordata; Amphibia; Anura; Ranidae. The transcript is spliced from 4 exons. Gene Ontology annotation, biological process: regulation of cell cycle. Gene Ontology annotation, cellular component: cytoplasm; nucleus. The record is from RefSeq and is a predicted model, not a curated record.
GGGUACGCGCCGGAGGUGAGUCAGAGAGUCCGGAGAGCUGAGAGAGAGAAGAGAUCAUAGAGAACAGAGACAUUGCAAUAUGACACUGGAGGAACUGAGCGGGGAGCAGAGCCGGGGAAAGAUGGACAGUGUGGGCACCGCGUUGGAGGAGGUGCUGAACAAAGCCAAAGUGCAGAGAACCAUCACCAUCGGGGUGUACGAAGCGGCCAAACUGCUGAAUGUGGACCCGGACAACGUGGUGCUUUGUCUUCUGGCCACGGAUGAAACAGAAGACCAGGAUGUGGCUCUACAAAUCCACUUCACUCUGAUCCAGGCGUUCUGCUGCGAGAAUGACAUCAACAUCCUGAGAGUGAGCAACAUGAGCCGGCUGGCCGAGAUCCUGGGCGGCUCUGACAAGCCGGGAGAACCUGCCGACCUGCAUUGUAUUCUAAUCAACAACCCGCACGCUUCCCAGCUGAAGGAUCCCGCCAUCAACAAAGUGAGCAACUUCUGCAAAGAGAGCCGCUACCUGGAUCAGUGGGUUCCCGUGAUCAACCUGCCCGAGCGAUGACCCCCGUUCCGAUCGCCACAAAGGACACUUUCGGGUUUAAAAUUUUAAAAGAAAUAAAAAAGCAGCAAAGGGUUUUGCGGACGCGCAGGGGGUCCGUUCUUUGUGGUGGACGCUUCCACAGGAUUUACAGAAAAAAAAUUGUACAGAAAAAAAAAAUGUAAAAACUAACAAAGUGGACGUGACUGGUUUGGCUGCCUUGUGCUGUGCGGGAGGAAAGGCGCGCGUCUUGGGACACGGAGCCGGGAAUGACGGAGAGAAAGAGAGAGAAAGAAGAAACUGCUGUGGAACUUUCAGCUGUUCGCAAUUUAUUUUUUUGGUGCCUUUGUGACUUUCAGGUGGGUCGGCACGCAUAUCGAAAAACGAACAUCAGACUCUAGAUCUAGUCUGGGGAGAAAAAAAAAAAAAGCUUAUUUUUAAACAUUUUAUAGUAUUAAAAAAA